AUGGGGGCAGAAUAUAACAGAGAAGAAAAAAAACCUCCUGUGUGGCUGCUUAGUCCAAAAGAAGAAAAGCAGGUGUUUAAUAAUUGGAGAGAUAGCGCCUGGAAAUAUUGUAAUGAGUACGUUAAGAAAUUUGCUGAAUGUGAGCAAACGGCGGGUUUGGGUGUCUGGUUCAAGUGCAAAAAGGAAGGGAAAGAGAUGAGAAAUUGCAUUGAUGGCCGCAGACAAAAGAAAUACGUUGAUGAAGAAAGGGAUAAGUUCAUCGAGGAAAAGAUGAAAAAGGCAGGAAUACUCUCAAAGGAAGAUCAAGAAGCAAUUUUAAGAGACGAGACCUUAAGCGUCGUGAACGAUGAUUCUCAAGACAGUAAAAAAUGA
Molecule: messenger RNA, 372 nt
Organism: Brettanomyces bruxellensis
Lineage: Eukaryota; Fungi; Ascomycota; Pichiomycetes; Pichiales; Pichiaceae
Exons: 1
Coding region: 1-372 (123 amino acids)
Source: RefSeq, a predicted model, not a curated record